Molecule: messenger RNA, 721 nt
Organism: Zeugodacus cucurbitae (melon fly)
Lineage: Eukaryota; Metazoa; Arthropoda; Insecta; Diptera; Tephritidae
Exons: 4
Coding region: 195-587 (130 amino acids)
Source: RefSeq, a predicted model, not a curated record
AUUAAAUUAUACGGGGCAUGAUUGAGAGAUACUGCAGAUAAGCAAUCAGUUCUAAUGGAACCGUGGAGCUGCGCAUUUAGCCGGAAAGAAAUAUUCAAAAGUGCAAAAGUAAUAAAUAUUAAAUUGUUGUUUCAAAUAACGGCAAUUAUUUUAAUUUCAAACCAGUUGUACCUUCGAUACUAAGAAACACAAAAAUGGAAAAAUCACUCUUCUGGCUGGACUGUACAUUAUUUCUUCUCCUGACUGGAGUUGCAUGCGCUUCCGAUGUAGAUCAGCCGUUUUCAAUAUAUAUGGAUGUUAGAAAAACUCUGGACGAUUCCGUGCAAAUCGCUAAAUCCUGUGAAAGAAAGCUGUCUAUUAUGGAUAGUGUUCUCGAAAUCAGGGGCAGGGGACCAGAAAUGUCUUUAAAUUCAUUUGAAAACUUAGAAAAUUUAACAGAGCGCAUAAACUCUUAUGGUUUAAAACAAAAUGCAUUGGAGAACACGAUACAAAGCUUGACGUCGCAAUCCAAAGAAACCAUGAACGAAUUAAGAGCAAAUAUUUCGAAAGUGCUGUCUACAGUGGCCGAUUUAGCAUCCAAAAUGUAGCGCAAGUGAGAGUUAUACCUUCCGGAAUUAUGGCGCUUAAGUGAUAUACUCUAAAUCAUAUUUCAAUUCGUAUUUUAUGAAUAUUAUGUGAGAGCACUAUGAUAAUAAAGAAGUACAAUAUCAAAUGUAAUGUA